AUGGGAAGCUUAUACAGUGGUCACGACUUUACAGCUGACUUGGCUAUAUCCCAAUUGCCAUUCAAACAAGACAUUCACAAUUCAGUAUCUAACCCACAACUACACCAUGAUAGCACAAACUAUUCCAAAACAUUCAGGAACAAGGUCAUACCCAAUCGCAUGAUUGCAACAAUACACCCAGAACUAGAUACACAUGCAAAAUAUUUUAAUUAUGCUGCAAAAAAGUAUGGAAAUAGACCAUGUUUAAGUGCAAGGCCAUACAACUACCAACAAAAGCAAUCAGGCGACCAAUUCGAAGCUUAUACUUAUGAUGAGGUUUGGCAACGGAAAAACAAUUUGGGUGCAGGGAUUCUUCGUUCAUUAUUGAACAACCCAUAUUUGAACGACAAAUUGGAAUCACAUCGGAAAAUCAAAAAUCAUAUGAGGGACUGGUCAGGUUAUGGAAUUCCCAACUAUCUAUGCAACAACAAAGAUCAAGUGAUUGAAAAAAGUUGCUCCUUUAUCUUGUCCAUUUUUGCCGUAAACCGGUUAGAAUGGGUGUUGACCGACUUGGCAACUUCGUCGUAUGCUAUAACAAAUACAGCAUUGUACGAUACCUUGGGUCCAGAUGUCUCACAAUAUAUCUUACACUUGACCCAAUCCCCCAUUGUUGUUUGCACUUCGGAUAAAGUCGAUGUAUUGCUCAACUUGAAAGAAAAAUACCCAAAAGAGACCGAGGCAUUGAUCUCAAUAGUAACAAUGGAUCCAAUCAGUACUGUAAGUGAAGUUGCGUUGCUGAAAGCAAACGCUUUGGGUAUCCAAGUGCAAGAUUUGCAACAAGUUGAGCAAUUAGGACAAGAACAGCCCAUAAAUGAAUUAUCACCAAGCCCAGAUGCGUUAUUCACAUUGUCAUUCACUUCGGGUACCACUGGGUCGAAACCCAAGGGUGUAAUGAUUCCACAUAGAUGUGCAGCAGCAUAUAUCUCGUUUCUCACUGCUUAUCAGCCCCAGGCACAACUUGGUGACAAGGCAUUCAUCCUUCUUCCAUUAACGCACUUGUAUGAACGAGAAACGUGUGCUUUUGCAUGGACCAAUGGCUACCACUUGGGGUUUCCACAAACUACAGUGGGUCAAACAAAGAUUAAUACAUUUACAAAUAUGAUUGAAGACUUGAAGAUCUUUAAACCGACAUAUAUGUCAAUUGUACCACGGUUGCUUACAAAGAUUGAGACUCUCAUUAAAGAAGAAAUUAAACAAUUAACAGCCAAGGAGCAGGAAACGGUUAAUGACAUUAUAAAGUACAAGAUUGAACAACAAGGUAAAGCUGAUGGCUCGACCGGAUUCCACACAAAGUUUGAUUCCUUCCCUCCAUAUGCAAAUUUACGUAAGUCUAUUGGAUUUGAUCAGAUGCGCUGGGUCCAAACGGCAUCAGCACCAGUGGCUGCAUCUACAUUGAUAUAUCUCAAGGCCAGCUUAAGCAUGGGUGUGCGACAAUUGUAUGGAUUGACAGAGUCAGGUGCUGCAAUAACGUGUACUGACGCAUACGAAGCAAAACCAGGUACAUGCGGCUCCAUCUCACCUACCGGCGAGUUUAGAUUGCGUGCUGUUCCAGAUAUGGGGUACGACAUAAAUAAGCUACAAGGUGAAAUUAUGCUUAGGGGCCCACAGAUGUUCAAAGGAUAUUAUUAUAACCAGGAAGAGACAGAUAAGGCAAUUGACAAGGAGGGAUGGUUUCAUACUGGAGAUAUUGCCACAGUGGACUCCAACGGCAGAAUUACAAUCAUUGACCGCGUCAAGAACUUUUUCAAAAUGCAGCAAGGAGAAUAUGUCUCACCGGAAAAAGUUGAAAACCGGUAUUUGUCAAACAACCCAUCAAUUAGUCAACUUUACGUUCAUGGAAAUUCACUUAAGCCAUACUUGAUUGGUGUUGUUGGGAUUGAAUACGAACAAGGUCUCAAGUUUCUUAAUGAGAAUUUUGGUCUCAACAAGAUUGGGAUGCUGCCUAAAGAGAUGCUUGAAAAGAUGAAUUCAGUCGAAGCAAAAACCAAGUUUCUCAAUCAUUUAAAUUCCAAUGUACGCCAACAUUUAAAUGGUUUUGAACUUUUGCACAAUAUUCAUAUUGAAAUCAAUCCAUUGACAGUUGAAAGGGAUGUCGUAACACCAACCUUUAAAUUGCGAAGACCAAUUGCGCAACGGUUUUUUGCUGAUGUUUUCCAUAAAUUGUAUGAGAUUGAGCAGUCGUUGAUCCACGGUGCUAAACACCAAGCAGCAAGACUAUAG
Messenger RNA from Lodderomyces elongisporus, 2259 nucleotides. It is a transcript of the gene FAA2, whose product is annotated as Faa2p. Gene Ontology annotation, biological process: long-chain fatty acid metabolic process. Gene Ontology annotation, cellular component: membrane; endoplasmic reticulum. Bases 1 to 2259 code for a protein of 752 amino acids. The transcript has a single exon. NCBI's taxonomy places the organism in Eukaryota, Fungi, Ascomycota, Pichiomycetes, Serinales, Debaryomycetaceae. Gene Ontology annotation, molecular function: long-chain fatty acid-CoA ligase activity. The record is from RefSeq and is a predicted model, not a curated record.